AUGACCAUCACGGACAGCUCUCUGACCCCCAUUGCGGUCGUGGGCAUGUCUUGUCGUCUUCCGGGCGAGGUCCGUACACUUGAUGACUUCUGGACUCUCAUAUCUCGGGGUCGGGAUGCUUGGGGUCCAAUUCCCUCGGAUCGCAUGUCUAGUGCAUCCUACUACCACCCAGAUCCCCAGCGAAAGGGCUGCUUUAAUCCCAAGGGAGGCUACUUCCUCCAGGAAGACGUUUCCCAGUUUGACGCUCCAUUCUUCCAUAUCACGCAACAAGAAGCCAUUGCCAUGGAUCCCCAACAGCGAUUACUCCUCGAGUGUGCCUACGAAGCCCUGGAGAACGCCGGUUUCCCACAACAAGCCAUCGCAGGCUCGCGGAUGGGAGUCUUCACGAGUCUUUGUUCAUCAGACUACCGUCGCGGCGCUUUUCGCGACCUUGACUCAGUUCCCAUUUUCGAUGCCACGGGAAAUCAGGAGUCUAUUCAGGCUGGUCGUCUUUCCCAUUUCUUUAACCUCCGUGGUCCAUGCAUGGCUAUUGAUACGGCCUGUUCGUCCAGUCUUUAUGCACUGCAUCUGGCAGUGCAAAGUAUUCGUUCUGGCGAUGCGGAUUCCGCUCUGGUUGGUGGAGCUAGAUUGCGUUUGCAGCCAGAUGAGAUGGUUUCAAUGUCUAUGACGGGCUUAUACAACGAGCAAGGCAAGACCUUCGCGUUCGAUGAUCGUGCCGUCUCGGGCUUUGCGUGCGGCGAGGGGGUGGGCUGUCUGGUCCUUAAGCCCUUGGACCAGGCUCUGAAAGAUAAUGAUCCGAUUUAUUCCGUCAUUAGGAACACUGGAGCGAAUCAUGAUGGACAGACUGUUGGCCUGACAAACCCCAAUGGAGAGGCCCAAGAACAGCUCAUGCGAGAAGUCUACGCCCGCGCCAACAUCUCCCCGACUGAUACGGGAUUCGUUGAGGCGCACGGCACCGGAACCAAGGUUGGCGAUCCCAUCGAAGUCGGCGCCAUCCAUCGGGUGUUUGGAGAUGGCCGGACCAAGCGCACACCGCUAUACCUCGGCUCCGUCAAAUCUAACUUUGGACAUCUCGAGUCUGCCAGCGGCAUUGUGUCUGUGAUGAAGGCGUCCCUGAUGCUACACCGCGGGUUCAUUCUCCCCAAUGCUAACUUUAAACGCGCUAACCCUGCCAUUCCACUUGAUCAAUGGAAUAUCAAGGUGCCGACCAGUCUGCGCCCCUGGCCCCAGGGCAAGAAGUACAUCAGUAUCAACAAUUUCAGCUUUGGUGGCUCCAACUGCCAUGUCGUACUCGAAAGGCCUCCUCGUUCACGCGGUCAGGCUCCCACCUCCCCACACGAUGCGCCCCGGCUUUUUGUACUCAGCGGCUAUGAUGACGAGGCCGCAAAAAGCAUUGCCAGAAACCUUGUCUUCUACAUGGAACAACACCCGGGCGUCUUCGAACGGCGCCUGGUGCACGACAUCGCAUACACCCUGGGAGAGCGGCGCUCUCACUUUCCCUGGCGCGUUGCAGUCACCGCUUCAUCUACCGCCGAACUCGUCGAGACUUUGAAUGGGCCGGCGAGUGUCCCUCGGCGCGUCAAGCUGGGGACCAUCGCUUCUCCCGCCAUUGCCUUUGCGUAUACUGGACAGGGUGCACAAUGGCCCCGCAUGGGGGUGGAGCUCACAGACACCCACCCUGUUUUUGCAGCCACCAUGGAGGAAGCAGGGCGUGCAUUGGAGGACCUGGGCGCGGAGUUCUCCCUGUUUGAAGAGUUGAAUCGUGAAGCAGCGGAGUCUCGCGUCAGUCAGCCUCAGAUAUCUCAAGUGGUAUGUACCGCUGUGCAGCUUGCUCUGACCAAUCUUCUGGCUUCCUGGGGCAUACAACCGAAUAUGGUGGUCGGCCACUCCAGUGGAGAGAUUGGGGCAGCAUAUGCGGCGGGCGCUAUUUCCGUGAGCGAAGCUAUUGCCCUGGCGUAUCAUCGGGGACGGCUCGCGGCCCAAGUUCGAGUCCAAUUCCCAGACCUAAAUGGUUGCAUGAUGGCCGUUGGAGAGAGUGCUGUUGAGGUGCGCAAGACCAUUAAGCAACUUAAGCUUGGAGAGGACAUCACUGUCGCUUGUGAGAACUCACCGCGGUCUACCACGGCAUCUGGAGAUGCUACUGCCAUGGACCUUCUCGCAAAGGAGCUACAAGCGCGGCAAAUCUUUCAUCGCAAGCUUCAUGUCGAUGUUGCUUAUCACUCUCCCCACAUGCAGCUGAUCGCCGAUGACUAUACCAGCGCCAUCCAGCAGGUCGUGCCGUCCACGAAGAAGGAGAAUGUCCAAUUCUAUUCCUCGCUGUUAGGUGAAAAGGUCGAGCAUCCCCGGACUCUGGGAGCAUCAUAUUGGGUCGAUAAUCUGACACACCCGGUUCAAUUUUCGACAGCGCUGAGCCAGCUGUGUGCCGAGUCCAGGCCCGACAUCAUCAUCGAAAUUGGGCCGCAUGCCGCGUUGCAGGGCCCGAUCAAGCAGAUUCUGCAGGGCACUCAGAACAUGCACACUCAGUACUUCGCCUCGCUCGUCCGCAACGAACACGCCACCAAGGCCGCUCUGCAGCUCGCAGGUCGCUUGUUCUUGGCCGGCCAGCAGUUGGAUUUCCGUUCAGUUAAUCAAACUCACCAGGAUCAUUCAGUCCCCACAGUGUUACCAUCUCUCACGCCAUAUCCCUGGUCUCAUCGUUCUUACUGGCGGGAGAGUCGCAUCACCUACAACCACCGACUACCGCGCUUCCCACGACACGAUUUGCUGGGAAAAUUGGAAGAAUCCGCCUGUGAGGAUGAGCAACCUGUCUGGCGAAAUGUUUUCACCUUGGAUAACAUACCAUGGCUCCGCGGUCAUCGUAUGCAAUCCAUGACUACCUUUCCGAUGGCUGGCUACGUCAGCAUGGCAAUCGAGGCGGCAGGCCAGCGGGCCCAGCUGAGAGGCAUCUCGCUGUCCCAGAUCGCCGGGUACCGGCUCCGUGAGUUCCAUGCUUCCUCAGCGUUCAUCCUGGAGGAGAACGUCGAGUACGAGACCUGGCUCUCUCUAAGCGCGUUCACGGAAGGCACCCGCUCCUACUCCAGCGAAUGGGACGAGUUUCGAAUUGUCUCAUGGGCGGCUAGUCGCGGUUGGCGAGAGCAUUGUCGUGGUCUCGUCGGCAUCAGACGCCAGGAGUCGUCUACUUCCAACCCUGUCAGCGAGCGCCGACCAUUUCAUGCCAGCUUAAAACGACGGGAGGAGGCUAACCAGGGUGAACACCUCCCUGUGUCUCCGGAGGCCUUCUAUACUGAUCUAAGGAAUUGCGGAGCUGGAUACAGCGAUGCGUUCACAUUCGGUUCAGACAGCGGGUUGACCGUCGGGGGCGCAGACACCGGGUCCAGCAGGUAUGCACGCGGCAGGGUUACAGUUCCUGCAACAGCACUCACUAUGCCAUCAGGCCAUGAGUCACCGUUGACUGUGUCUCCUGCCUUCCUGGAUCUGUGCGUCCAGUUGUCCUUCCUGGUUCUGGGGGCGGGCCAUGACAGUAUUCCAUGCCUCUUCAUGCCAACUUAUAUCCGAGAAAUAAACAUUGCAGCCAAUUUCCCAUCUCAGCCGGGAGCGACAGUUGAUACUCUCGUCAAUGGUGUGUCAGCAGACACUUCCUGUCCCCGGGCAGUAGACUUCACCAUUGAUGCGUGGUCUCCUACAUCCGCAGAGCAGCCCGUGCUCACUCUUCUCGGCUUCCGGAUGGUCCCCGUCAACAGUGACAUGUUGGUCGAAUCUCGCCCGCAUCCAUGGUGUUACACGGUGCAGUGGGAGCCCGUAUCGUUUCCUUUCGAAGCAAAUGGCACAGCUCCAAUUACCCUAGAGAGUAAUGGGAAUGGCCAGGCUAAUGGACAUGGGCAUGGCGAAAUGAAUGGGAAUGGCGUUACCCACGCCAACGGCUGUCACAGCACAUCUAAUGGGCACAAGCAAGUGUCGUCAUCUGAUGACGAGACAACCAUCGUUAUCGUCAGCGAGAGAAACAGCUCUGAUCCACUCAUCGCUUCGCUCCUAAAAGCUAUCGAAACCAGUACAGUGUACACUGCCGCUGUAGUCCCCUUAUCCCGCGCCCCCAUCUCAUCCAAGUAUCGAUACAUCUGUUUGGCUGAACUGGACGCUCCGCUAUUGCAGUCAUUGACCUCAGAAUCCUUCAAGCUGGUCCAAGAACUCCUCAUCACAUGCUCCUACUGUCUCUGGGUCACCUCCGGUGGAUACUUGGCUGUCGAUCAACCCGAGCUCAACCUCAGUCAGGGACUUCUGCGUUCUGUGCGUUCAGAGACCGGAAACGCAGCUUUCAGCCUCGACUUGGAUCCUAGCUCUAGGCAAGACAUAGCAGGUCGAGCCCAUCUGAUCAUGGAUGCCUUCAAGGCGUCAACCAGCAUUGGCCAUAAGGCCGCCAGUGAUGAGGACCAAACGCUUUUGACUGACUACGAAUUUACUGAAGUCGGUGGGCGUCUGAUGGUCCCUCGUCUAACAGAGCAAGCUGAGCUGAAUAAUGCUCUCUUCCAGCGGACCCAUCCAUCAUUUCCAUACACGCAGGAAUUUGACCAAGGAACGGAUCGUCGGUUGAAGAUCGCUGUCGGCACAUUGGGCGCCCUGGACUCCCUCUACUGGACGGAUGAUCCGGCUCAGCCGCUUGGGGCCGACGAGAUCGAGAUCAAGGUGGCUUGCACCGGAGCCAACUUCAAGGAUGUGGUAAUUGCCAUGGGCCAAGUCGCCAGCCCUUACUUGGGUAUUGAGUGUAGCGGGACCGUGGAUCGUGUCGGAGCCAAUGUCAGCUCCCUCAAGCCCGGGGACCGCGUAUGUGCCAUGUCUCACGGCGCGUAUAGCACCUACGCGCGGUGUCCAGCAACCAGCGCAGCUCUGAUUCCGGACUCUAUGGAUUUCGAGACGGCUGCUUCUGUUCCUGUCACUUACAGCACGGCCUACUAUGGGCUUAUGGAGCUGGCUAAGAUGGAAGUCGGUGAAAGCAUCCUCAUCCAUGCAGCUGCGGGUGGCGUCGGCCAGGCUGCGAUCCAGCUGGCUCAAUUGACGGGAGCCGAGAUCUACGCCACUGUAGGCAGUGAGGAGAAGAAGCAAAUGCUAAUUAACCGGUACUGUAUCCCGGCGAGUCACAUCUUCUACAGUCGCAACACCGAGUUCGGACCUUGCAUCCGUGAAGCAACAAAUGGCCGGGGCGUGGACGUGGUAUUGAACUCGCUGGCUGGCGACUUCCUUCGGGAGACUUGGGACUGCCUGGCGCCCUUUGGGCGGUUCAUUGAGAUUGGAAAGCGGGAUAUCACUUCCAACACCCGGCUGGAGAUGGGCAAGUUUGAGUACAACUGCACCUUCUCCUCUUUGGAUUUGACGCUUGUUGCGGAACAAAGGGGCAAAGUUCUGAACCGGGUUUUGACCUCUAUUAUGAAGAUGUUCGCACAGGGAAGGUUGACGCCUGUAUAUCCGGUAACGACUGUAGGUAUUGGGGAGGUGGAAUCGGUGCUGCGCAAGUUGCAGAGUGGAAAGACGACAGGAAAGGUUGUUGUGGAUCAUCGGAUCAAUGGGAAAGUCAAGGCCACACACCCCCUUCCCUCCAGUAACCUUCUUUCGUCCAAUGCCACGUAUAUUAUCGUCGGUGGCACUGGAGGUGUUGGUCAGUCUAUCACUCGGAGAAUCGUUCAGCGUGGGGCUAGGCAUAUCGUCCUGCUCUCCCGCAGUGGCGCUGCCACGGAAGCUACGCAGAAGGUUAUCAGCGAAUGCCACGACUUGGGUGCAUCAAUCUACAUCAGAAAAUGCGAUGUGUCUGAAGUUUCGCAUGUUAAGGAGAUGGUUACAGAAUUACAGAAGGAACUGCCUCCAGUCAAAGGUGUUAUUCACGCAGCCAUGGUCCUCAAGGAUGUUCUCUUCGAACAAAUGACCUUUUCAGACUGGGAUGCCGUCCUGCGACCCAAGGUCGCAGCAGCCUGGAAUCUUCACAACGUCUUUCUCCACCAGCCACUAGACUUCUUCGUCAUGCUCUCCUCUGUUGCCGGCAUAGUCGGUAACCGCGGGCAAGCUGCCUAUGCUGCGGGCAACUGCUUUUUGGAUGCGUUGGCGCGCUACCGCCGCCAAAAGGGAUUAUCCGCAGUAUCUAUCGAUCUUGCCGCGGUAGGCGACGUCGGCGUGCUCUCCGAUGAUGCGGAAAGAAAGGCACAGGUAAUGAAGAACCUAGCAUCAGGCAAUACGAUGCAAGAAGUGGAGGUGCUAGCCCUAGUGGAGAUGGCGAUGCAGGGACGCCUGACCAGCUUGAAUGCGGACCAGUGCAUCACCGGUGUUCAUUGGGCUCCCCCAAGCCCAACUCCAUACUACGCCUCCGAUGCCCGUUUCACCCAGCUCGUCGAAGCCGCUAGGCAAAGCGAAGGCACCGAUACUGCCAAUGCCUCAUCUACAAGAUCCCUCUCCAUUACCCAGCAACUCCGCCGUGCAGCCAAUCUCCAGGAAGCCCUGGACAUCGCGGCUGUCAGCCUGCGCGACAAACUUGGCGAGAUUCUCAUGCUCCCCCGAGAAGUGGUGGAGGCGCAUACACAGUCGACUCCAAUUGCAACAUUUGGGUUGGAUUCGUUGAAUGCGAUUGAGUUGAGAAAUUGGAUUGGAAAGGAGCUGAAGGGGCAUUUGCAGAUUCUGGAGUUGUUGUCAGCGGCGACUUUGGGGGACUUGGCUCUGUCGGUGUUGAAGAAGUCGACGCUGGAAGGGGCGUGGAAAGUGGAAGUCUCUAACUGAUGCGGCUCUCUCGAGUGUCCGUAAUAUGGCGCAGGCCUAGUGAGCAGCUUUGAAUAUGGCAAUCAGGAGAAUAUAUAAUGACCUGUGCUCUGUACCUAGUUCCUAUCGGAGAGAGUCUGCAAUGUAAUCCAACAUAUUUGUAAACGUCUCAACUACUGGAAGUCUUCAAGGUUUUUGAUUGAUGAGUAAUCUUGCAGCGGAGAUUGCGUUCAAUGGAGUCAGGCUUGGUUAAUGCUAGCCUCAUGCUACGAGUACCAGAACUAAUAAGAGGAGAGUGGUGCCGAUGAAAAUAGUAUAUAAACGGUGAAAAC
Aspergillus eucalypticola CBS 122712 is the source of this 7064-nucleotide messenger RNA. Its product is annotated as type I polyketide synthase. The record is from RefSeq and is a predicted model, not a curated record. Gene Ontology annotation, molecular function: oxidoreductase activity; 3-oxoacyl-[acyl-carrier-protein] synthase activity; phosphopantetheine binding. Lineage: Eukaryota; Fungi; Ascomycota; Eurotiomycetes; Eurotiales; Aspergillaceae. Gene Ontology annotation, biological process: fatty acid biosynthetic process; secondary metabolite biosynthetic process. The transcript is spliced from 5 exons. The coding region runs from base 1 to 6753 and encodes 2250 amino acids.